This is a messenger RNA of Pseudonaja textilis, 1313 nucleotides long. It is a transcript of the gene PCOLCE2, whose product is annotated as procollagen C-endopeptidase enhancer 2. The record is from RefSeq and is a predicted model, not a curated record. NCBI's taxonomy places the organism in Eukaryota, Metazoa, Chordata, Lepidosauria, Squamata, Elapidae. Gene Ontology annotation, molecular function: collagen binding; protein binding; peptidase activator activity.
GCCUCGAACGAAUCUCCACGCUGAAGGGGCCGAAGCGGGAGAGGAAGAUGCAAGGCGCGGUCGCCGCAGCCACGCGCUCUUUGGCCCUGGGAUUCCUCCUUCUGGCGGCCGCUCAGCCCUCCAACAAUCAGCAGCAGUUACAAAGGCCGAGGGCUUUUAAAUGUGGUGGUAUUCUAACUGGAGUAUCGGGGUUUAUUGGAAGUGAAGGAUUCCCAGGGGUCUACCCACCAAAUAGCAAAUGUACCUGGAAAAUCACAGUUCCUAAAGGGAAAGUUGUUGUUCUUUCCUUUAGAUUCAUAGACCUGGAAAGUGAUAAUUUAUGUCGAUAUGACUUUGUGGAUGUAUAUAAUGACCAUGUUAACGGGCAGCGUCUUGGCCGGUUCUGUGGCACUUUCAGGCCUGGUGCUCUUGUAGCCAAUAGCAAUAAGAUGUUGGUGCAAAUGAUUUCAGAUGCCAAUACAGCUGGAAAUGGCUUUGUUGCAAAGUAUUCUGCAGCAGAGCCACAUGAAAGAGGAGACCAAUACUGUGGUGGACGACUAGAUAAACCAAAUGGAUCUUUUAAAACUCCAAACUGGCCUGAACGUGAUUACCCAGCAGGGGUGACCUGUGCCUGGCACAUUGUGGCUCCAAAGAACCAGGUCAUAGAAUUAAAGUUUGAGAAAUUUGAUGUGGAACGAGAUAAUUAUUGCAGGUAUGACUAUGUGGCAGUGUUUAAUGGUGGCAAGAUUAAUGAUGCCAGGAGAAUUGGGAAAUACUGUGGAGACAGCCCACCAGCGCCUAUUAUAUCUGAAAAAAAUGAGUUGCUUAUUCAAUUUUUGUCUGAUUUAAGUUUGACUUCUGAUGGAUUUAUUGGUCAUUAUAUAUUCAGACCCAAAAGAUUACCAACAACCACAUCACCAAUCACCACCACAACUCUUCCUACUAUCCCAGCCUUGAAACCUACAGUCAGCCCGUGCCAGCAAAAAUGCAAAAGGAGUGGAACUCUUGAGAGCAAUUACUGUUCCAGUAACUUUGUAAUAACUGGAUCUGUUAUCACAACCAACAUCAGAGGUGGAAGUUUAUAUGCAACUGUAUCUAUCAUUAAUGUAUACAAAGAAGGAAAUUUAGCAAUUCAGCAAGCAGGGAAAAAUCUGAGUGCCAAGAUUAUUGUUGUCUGUAAACAAUGUCCUGUUAUCAGAAGAGGUCUCAACUAUGUCAUCAUGGGCCAGGUAGAAGAAGAUGGCAGAGGUAAACUCCUGCCCAGCAGUUUUACUAUGAGUUUCAAGACCAAGAACCAAAAAAUCCUGAAUGCCUUAAAAAACAAAAGGUGCUGA